GCUGAUUCCGCUGUGGAGUGUCCGUGUUUCCGCCGGCCCGUGAACGCGCCGCAGACUGUUGUCGUCGCUUCUAGAGAUGCUAGCGUGACCACACCGAGGACAAGUGACGCCAAAACUCCAUCUAACUCUUAUUUUAUUUGCAUAUUUUCGGCCAAACGAAAAUGUUGGCCUGUAUCCUGCAGUAUUUCUACACGUCCUUUUUUAGAUACUGGCUGAAGUGGCUCCUUAGACACGCGACUGGAAAAUGUGAACUCCAGAGAAUAUGCUCCGGGUACGAAGCAGGGGCAACGAGAACAACAAAAGCAGAGUAUUCCCUACAGUCCUCAAAGAACAAGGUCCUAAGAAAUGCUUUGACAGCCUCCAGAGAUGACUUGACCCAAUGUGUGGAUCAAAUAAUGCAAGAAAAGAACAUCAAACCACAGAAGGAUCCCUUGUUCAAGGAAAGCCUCCACAGUUGUUUGUUGCAGAUAACAGGAUACAGCCAACUGUACGUAGGCGUGGAAGAGUUGAGGAAGGAGGUUUUCAGCUCUGAUAACCCGGAUCACGAGUCCAUGCUGCUUAAGCUGUGGGACCUGCUGAUGCCUUCGGUCAAACUGGAGUCGCGGAUCACAAAACAGUGGGGAGACAUUGGUUUCCAGGGAGACGACCCCAAGACCGACUUCAGAGGAAUGGGUCUGCUCGGACUCAUCAACCUGGUAUUUUUCAGUGAACACUACACAGAAGAAGCUCGUCAGGUUUUGUCACAUGCGAACCAUCCUAAACUUGGGUACUCGUAUGCCAUUGUGGGAAUCAACCUAACAGAGAUGGCUUAUAGUCUUCUGAAGAGUGGAGCGCUGAAGCCUCAUUUUUAUAACGCAGUCCUGGGUUCACCAGAGCUACAGCAUUUCCACCAGCUUUACUGUUACUUGGCCUAUGAGUUUGACAAGUUCUGGCUUUCAGAGGAACCAGAGAGCAUCAUGAUGUUCAAUGAGUACAGAGAAAAGUUCCACAAUAAAGUCCAGCUCCGCCUGAAGGACCCUGCUGUGUGCCUCACGUUAAGAGCAGAGAACUAAACUAACUGUCUGACCUUUAACCUUUGACUUUUGACCCUGAAACGAGACGGCUGCUGCUAAAAUCCAUGGGUCUGUCCAAAUAAAAAUCUUCCAUGUAAAGUGGUUCCUGAGUCUGUGGUUCCUGUUCUUCCUGUCAGCAGCUGAACUUCACUGGUUUGUGGACAUUUGCAGAAAAACACCACAUUUAACUAUUUAUACUGUUUUUGUGUUUCACCAUGAAGGACGUUUGCAUGAUUUUGCCAUUUGCAAAAUAUCUGAAACCAUUAACACAAUGUGUGACCAAAUAUUGUAACGUCAUGUUGGUGUAAUAAAUUUGUACUUGUAAUACUGUAA
Messenger RNA from Boleophthalmus pectinirostris (great blue-spotted mudskipper), 1385 nucleotides. RefSeq names its product ELMO/CED-12 domain containing 2 (gene elmod2). The record is from RefSeq and is a predicted model, not a curated record. Lineage: Eukaryota; Metazoa; Chordata; Actinopteri; Gobiiformes; Gobiidae. The transcript is spliced from 9 exons. Bases 162 to 1052 code for a protein of 296 amino acids. Gene Ontology annotation, cellular component: membrane. Gene Ontology annotation, molecular function: GTPase activator activity.